AAAUAACACACCCAUACAAAUAACGGUACAUGUAAGUGCGCUCGGCUGUACGCGAGUGUGUGCGUGACAGACAAUUUUGCGAAUCAACGAAAUAGCGAAACGUUCAUUUCAUCCGAUUAAUGUGAGUCAGUCUUCGCGUGAUUUUUACGUAGUGCGGUACGCAAAGGCGGAAUGAGUUCUGUCAACGGUGCGAAGCGUAAUUUUCCGGCUCAAUUAUAUUUUGACAAGAGUUGAAAUUGUAGCGGAAAAAUCGUUACGAGUGUGAAAACAAACGAGCUAUGAAGUACAACAGAGUGAUUUUACGCUAAAUAACAAUUGUAAAAAUUGUAAAAGUAAAUCAGUGUAAUUGUCAAUACAAUCAGUGUAGUGUGGAAUAGCCAGCAUUUAAUGUAUUUAUAGUCAAAAGUCUAAAAUGCCAUUUACUGCAUAUACGGCACGAGUACUAAAUUUCUUUGCCAUACUCGCUGUGCUGACAUUUGUUGUUGCUGCAGCAGUUUUCAUUGGCCGCUAUAUCGAGCGUUCAACAGUUUUGUAUGUGAAUAAUUUGGAGUUGCCGAUGAAUUGGAAGCAUCCAAAGGAGAUGCUAUAAAUGGACAAGAUUUUACAUAUGAAUACGUAGAUAGGUACAUGGGCGAAGCCUUAAAAUAACUCAGUUGAAACUAAAAAAAAACUCCAUAUAAAAUACCGUUUAUAACCUUGAGUGAAGUGUAAUUACCACACAAGAAAAGUGUACCAAUGCAAAGCUUUGUGGAAACUAAAUGUGAAUAAUCCACACAAGUGAAAUUGUGCUAGAAGCAAGCAGCAAGUUAAGUUCAACAAAAACGACCUACGCGGUGAAUAAAAAAAUUUAAUUGCGAAUAAUCUCAUACAAUCAUCAACUCAACUGUGAGCAACGCACUUAUAUUAAUGUUUUCGAAUGAGUGCAAAUAUUGAAGUCAAACAGGAAAAAAUAUAUAAAAUAAUAUCGAAAUAACAACGAAAUCAAAUUUGUGUGAUUUCAAAUUGCUGAAUUGCUAACAAAUUAUAAGAAUGCAAAACAGGAAGUGAAUUAGUUUCGAAAAGAAAGUGAAAAGGUUUAAAAGAGUGAACAAGUGCUUAUUAUAUUUUACUCAAUAAUAUCACAAUAUACUAUAGAGAAGGUGAAAAUUAGCGGCAAAUUUGUCAAAAAGUAAAAAGGUGCAACUUCGCGCGUCUCAACAAACUUAAAGCGUCCUUUACACGGGCGGAUGCGCAACGGAUAUGCGAAACAACUUCUUUUGACAUUAACUUGCAACGCGGUCACAGCAACAACAACUAAAGAAUUUCUGAGAGCUUUCUCCAACUCAACGUCAAUAUCUAUGGCCUGCAGCCGUUUCAGCAAAUCGUGCAACGGAUUGUAAAGGAAAUCUCGCCAUUUCCAAUGCCGAGCAUUUAAGUCCACAGUAAUGCCUACAAACAGCAUACAACUGUUGAGUGCAGCAACAGCAACAGCAACAACGCGAGCAAUUGCAAGGCCAGCAACGGAGCGUAGUGACAGCCGACAUUAACGGUAAAUACCGAAACACUCAAGGCAAUUGUUUCGGAAGAUACACUAAAGAGCGGCUACAAAGUGAUUACUGGCCACGGCACAAAGCAGGUGCCCGACGACAUAGUAAAUCGCGCCGUUAUGUGUGUGUAGCGACAAACGGACGCAAAACCAACGACAGCAUAAUCAUUGUGAAUGUCAAACAGCGGCAUCAAUUGCAAGUCGACCGUUUGGCCAACAGUAUAACAAUUAUAGUGAAUUCGCGUGGGCUUUCCGCAGUUAAACGUUGCCCGGGGCAAGCACAGCUAAAGCAACAACAAUAACAACAACAUUUGCGAGUCACGAUAGCAGCAAUGAGUGCGGACGUAGCAACAAGCAGGCAGUCGAGUGCAAUCACAACAGCAACAACAACAGACAAAGUUGCAACCAAAACCAGGCAAUCGGCGGCAUGGACAACGUUUCGGUGGCCGAUUGGUUUAUGCGAAAUCGGCGAAUCAGCUGCAACAACAACAACUGCAAUGGCUACAACGAAAGCUUUGCAGUCAAAGCGAGUUGAUGACAUCGCUUGCCGUCAGCAACGUGAUGAAGAUGAUCACAACAACAACAACAGAAGUAGCAAAAACAAAAACAGAAGCAAAGACAUCAAUAUCCCCUCAGCGCAACGAAUUGCAAGUCAAAAGCGAAGGCCAACACAGCAACAGUUAGGCCAACACUGUGACAUACGCAAGCGACGACAGCAACAACAACAACCACUACAAAAACAUUGGUGGUAUAAUCUGGUGCAACAACUACCAUGUGGCGCAUCAAAAGACGAUGAUACUCAGAGCUGGUCCACCCAUUUGCCCACUUUCCUAAAGCAACAACAACAGCGGCAGCAACAACAAUGGCUGCGCUUUUGCCUUGUGCUCGUCAUUUGCCUGUCACUGCCCUCAGCAACGAAUACGAAACCUCAGACCUCAGCAACGGCGGCAACAACAACAACAAUUGUCACCGAACCACCAACAUUGAGCGAUACAUUAACAACAACACCAACAGCAGAAAUAGUAAUAGCAACAUCAAAGCUGGCAACCACCACCAGCCAAACGGUGCAGUCGCCAUCGCCGCCGUCGUCAGCAACUGAAAGUGCUGACAACAUCGUGACCAACGAACUUACCGACAUCACACACACCACCACAACCAAUGCCAUCGAAAAUGUCAUCAUUCCUUCAACCAAGCCCAGCGUAAAUUCAACGACCGCAUCAAAAGCUCUGGCGCAGACGUUGACGGCGUUCACGGUGGGUGCGUUGACAGUGUCAACAGCAUUGCCGACGGCAGCGCAAACAUUCACAGCCUCAUCGCUGUCAUCAGCAGCGGCAACAACACAACAAUCAUACAACACUACAACAGCAACGCUGUUUGACUCCGCCGUCAAUGCGUUGGCUGAAGCGAAGCGCAGCGGUGGUGAGAACCUCCGCACGCAAACGGCAUGGAAUGCGCACUUCGUCAAUGAAUUGCUGCUGCAUGGCGCUGCAGCUACAAUAACACAAGCGUCAAAUGAAUCACCAGCAGCUAGAUAUCACAGCAGCAACAAUAAUGUCAUCCGGAAUGCGCCCAGUGGGAGCAACACUUUGCAUGUCAUACAGCAACAUAGUCCCACAAAUGCUAACACCAACAGCAACAACUACAACUACGCUAGUGAAGACAGCGACUUGGGCCGGGUUCGUCACCAACGCGCUGUGCGUUCCGUGAGUCAUGGCAGUCCUGGCAGUGUGGGCUUCAGCGGCAGCAGCUUUGGCGGCGUGAGUCAGGCUGGCGGUGGCAGCGGACUGGGCAUAAGCGGCAACGGCGGUGUUGUUGGCCUCUCGAAUGCGCACGAUGGCGAAAGUAAUAAUCAUAACAGUAUUGAGUGUCCCAGUUUCGAUGAGAAUUCGGCGUGCCCGUGCUAUAAAUUCGAAGAUGGCUUAUUUCUCGAGUGUCCCGGCACGACGGCCAUGUCGUUGCGCAGCACGUUGGAACGCAUCUCAUCGCCGAUACAUUCAUUAUCCAUUUAUGAUUUCGAUCGUUCGGUCACGUCUCUCUCGCAGGAUGUCUUUCAACCAGGUGUCAAUAUAAGGCAUUUGCAAUUUUCACACUCACACUUGGAGACGCUAAAGGAUAACAGUUUGCGGCAUGUACGUGCAACAUUGGAGUCGUUGAGCAUUGUUAAUGGAAAAUUAACACAGAUACCAUCACGCGCCCUCAACGCCAUGCAAAAAUUGAGCGCAUUAGACUUUGACUACAAUGAAAUCGUGCGCAUCGAAGACUAUAGCUUCUAUGGACUGCGUUUGUCGAAGCUCAACAUGAAAGGCAAUCAACUGCAAGCGAUACCCGAGCACGCUUUCGUAGGGCUGGAGGAGUCCAUACAAGAAAUAGAUUUGUCAGAGAAUGCUUUGCGCACAUUUCCGCUACUCUCUUUACGUAAACUGGAUUAUCUGCGUACGUUGCGUCUAUCCAAUAACAAGAUAUCCACAUUCUAUGGCGACAUAACGCUCGCGACAAAUAAUGCUUCGGCAGCAGCAACGGUGCUACGGCUGCCAUCUUUGAUAUUUCUGGACUUGAGUUCAAAUCAAUUUACGGAGAUUGUGAAUGACUGUUUUAGCGCCUUUCCACAGCUGAAGACACUUUCGUUGUAUGCGAACCAAAUUGAGCUGGUGCAACCCGAUGCGUUUAAGAGUUUGAAGGAGUUAAUGUCACUCGAUAUGUCACACAAUCGCAUCAUUUCAUUGGAUGCCAAAAUUUUCGAUAAAAACAAACGUUUGCAGACUGUGGACCUCAGUCACAAUCAUGUGCACUCAAUUAGUGGUGUCUUCUCGAAUUUACCGCAAUUGCGUGAGGUAUUUCUCUCCGAAAAUAAUAUACUGGAGUUGCCUGCUGACGCAUUUACGAACUCAUCCAAUGUGGAUGUCAUCUAUUUGGAGUCUAAUGCCAUAGCGCAUAUUGAUCCAAAUGUGUUUAGUACGCUAGUGAAUUUGGAUCAUUUAUAUUUGCGUUCCAACUUCAUACCGUUAGUGCCUGUAACGCUCUUCGAUAAAUGUCAGAAACUCACCUCACUAUCGCUCGACAACAAUCAAAUACAAGAUCUCGAGAUCGGCAUGUUUCGUAAGUUGGAAUUUUUACGUGAAGUGCGCUUACAUAACAAUCGUAUACGGCGCAUACGCAAGGGCGUCUUCGAACCGUUACCAGCAUUACAGGAACUACAUGUACAAAAGAACAAUAUCGAGGACAUCGAACCGGGCGCCUUUCAAAGUCUAACCAAUUUGCAACACAUCAACUUGCAAGAUAACCAACUGACUGUGUUGGAAGACAUUUUCCCGAACGACAAAGCCAACUCUUCGCUGCUGUCCAUACAGCUGGAGGAGAAUGAACUGCACAAGAUACACGCGCGCACAUUUCGGCGGCAAGAGCGCAUACAGAUCAUGUGGCUGCGCGACAAUCAGCUGACCCGUGUAGACAAAAGCAUGUUCGUGGAUCUGCAGCUGCUCGGUCGCUUGUACCUCAGCAACAAUCUGAUACGUGAUAUUGAUAAGGAUACUUUCAGCACACUGAAGCAUUUGAAGUUUCUCGAUUUAAGCGGCAAUCGGCUGAAGCAUGUGCGUCGUGAGUACUUUGCACCACUCGUGGGUUUGGAAGAGCUAAGUAUCUCACAAAACUACAUUGAAGCUUUGGAGAGUUAUUGCUUUAAUAAAUUGAAGAACCUACGCGUACUCGAUCUAUCGAAUAAUCCUUUGGUGCAAUUAACCAAGGAUAUUUUCAUGGAAGAACUACCGUUGACAUUUCUGAAUCUGCGCAAUACUUCGCUGCGUAAGAUUGAACUGCACACCUUCAAGUCACUGCAAAAUCUGAACGAGCUUAAUUUGGAGGAUAAUCAAUUGAAUCCCUCCGACAUACACAAAUUAGAUGUGCCAAGUUUACGUACUCUCUAUCUCGCACACAAUGACUUCAGUCGCGAACGCGUGGGUGGCAUAACAGCCGGCAUGUUUAAUAAGAUGCGCUCACUUCAAUUGCUUACGAUGUCCAAUUGCAGUCUCGACGUUCUACCAGACGAGAUUUUCUCCAAGAAUACCAACCUCGUUAAGUUAGAUUUGUGUGACAAUCGCAUCACCGUUAUGAAUCGGAAUAUCUUCAGCGGCCUCAAUGUGUUUAAGGAGUUGAAGCUGUGCCACAAUCAACUCUCCGAGUUUCCACACAUUGCGCUAUAUAACUUGAGCACGCUGGAGACCUUGGAUUUGUCGCGCAAUCAGCUGACCUCUAUUGACUUCUUCAAGCUUAGCGGUACACUGAAUUUGCGUCAACUCAAUUUGCACGACAACAAAAUCACUUCGCUCAGCGGUUUCAACGCAGUGAAUCUGACGCAACUCGAUAAUAUUGAUCUCAGCGGUAAUCUUUUGCUAUCAUUACCUGCGAAUUUCUUAAGACACUCUAUAAACUUACAACGCGUUGAUUUGUCGAGCAAUCGCUUCCUGCAACUCCCCAGUUCUGCGCUCUCAGACAUCUCCAUACCACGUCUUUCGUGGCUCAAUCUCACUGGCAAUCCAAUAAAUAAAAUUUACACUGUCAAAGAGGAACGUUAUCCCUACCUUAAAGAGCUUUACAUCUGCCAAACCAACUUGUCCAUACUGACUUCCAAGGACUUUGAAGCUUUCCAGGCUUUACAGCAUUUGCAUUUAGUAAAUAAUCGCAUCACACGCAUCUCACCUGGCGCCUUUAAGUCUCUCACAAAUCUACUUACGCUGGAUCUCAGCAUAAACGAGUUGGAAAUGUUGCCAAAAGAGCGUUUGCAAGGCUUGAAAUUACUGCGCUUGUUGAAUAUUUCACAUAAUAUUCUUAAGGAUUUGGAAGAGUUCAGUAGCGACCUAGCACAGUUGCAGACAUUUGAUUUGUCUUACAAUCAAUUAGAUCGCAUUUCGAAGAAAACCUUCCGAAACUUGCAUGGUCUCGUCGAAUUGUAUCUAAUGGGCAAUCGCAUGACCGUCCUAUCGAAUGAGGCCUUCCGGUACCUACGUAAACUGAACGUGCUUGAUCUUCGUAAGAACUACUUCGAACUGGUGCCGAUAGAGGCGCUCAAGCCUUUGGAGACAAACAUAAAAACACUGAAGUUGGAAGAAAAUCCACUGCAUUGCAGCUGUGAUGCACAAAAGCUUUGGGAAUGGCUGCGCGAUCAUCGAAAAUGGUCACAAACGAGCACCGGUGAUGGCAUUAAUUACUUAAGGUGCGAACAUCCAGUGGACUUGCGGGGCAAAGUGUUUGCCAAAAUGGAGCCACAGCAAUUCUGUGAUGCACCGUUGAUACCGAAAAUUGCCAUACAGGAUAUACAGCCAUAUUCGGUGGUCGUUUCGUGGUUGAGUCGUGAGCAUUUGGGUUUAACGGGCUAUGAAAUUGUAUAUUACGCGACCACAGAUGGCAUCGAUUACGAUGAGAUGCGCGGCAAACGUCUCAACGGCACCGCGAACUCGGCCAAAUUAACAAAGCUGAACGCCAAUACGCGUUACCACAUCUGCGUCAUUGGCACCGGUAAUUGGUUGUCCGAGCCGGCGGCGAAUGCGCUGCAAAGGAUACACUUUAACGACACCGUGCUAAUGUUACGCGAUGAGGCGGCCGCGAUUGGCGGCAACUACAUUGCCGGCCAACAACAGCAACACUACUAUUACGACCAGCAGCAGCAACAACAACAGCAGCAGCAAUCUGAAUAUUAUCAACAAUAUUUUCACACGUAUCAACAGCCGCACGACCAACAGCAAUUAUUUACGCAAGCCGAGCCGCAACAACAACAGGCGUUAAUCGAGAACACCGUCGUCACGGACCAUGCGCUGCGGGACGUAUUGAAAAAUACGCACAUCACCACUUGUACCGACGUGCAAACACUGGACUCGACACCGAGUCUGGUGACCGACGAGAAUGGGCUCUCCAGCAACGGCUUCAUACACUCGAUAUUAACACGGCGCCUCGGUCUCAUCGUCGGCUGUUGUCUGGGCAUCAUUGUGUUCAUUGUCAUGAUUUCGGUGUUGAGUUAUGUGAAACUGAAGAAGCAACGCAUCGAGAAUGCGAAAAGACAAGCCGCCAUGCCACCCGAGUACAUAUCGUAUCGACACUUCUCCAUACCCAACGAGGAGCUGGUGCGCGCCUCGGUAGCCGGCGGCGCUACCACGACCAUUUCGAGUGUACCGAGCGGCAUAAGUGCACACAUCAGCGGCACCAGCCUGAGCACCAGCGCCACUGCCACCACGGCAACUACGCCACUGGGCACGAGUGGCGGUGGCGGCAAUUGCACUGACAAUACCAAGAGCACUGGCGUUGUGACAUCCGCUACCAAUACGCUGAAGAAGAGCGAAGUCAACGCCAAUCUGAGCGGUGUAAGCGGUGUCAGCGUGGGUGUGAGUGUCGGUGUGGGAAUGGUUGUUGCCGACGGCAAUGGCUUGGUGAAUUUGACCUCAACAGCCGCAAAAGCAACGAGCAAUGAUGUCAACGGCACAACGACAACAGCGGACGCAGCGGCGACAGCGAACAACCACAAUCACCAUGCGCAUCAGCAGCACCAGCAAUUGCGGCUCCAGCAUCAGCAUCAGCACACUCUGCAACGACAGCAACAGCAACAGCAGGCGGGAAAUCACCAUCAUCAUGUCGUGGGCAAUAGCGGCGUGGGGUACAUGUCGUCGGGCGUUGUUUUGGGCGCGAAUCACUUGAAUGCCUGUUAGUUGCGGCAGCGCGCUUGCCACACGGCCGCAAACGAUGUCGCAAAACUCCCUUUAGGCCAUAAAGUUACGAGUAUUUUUAAGGUCCUCUUAAAAAAGAGAAACAAACGCGCAUACUCGUUCCAACAUGCAUACAUACAUACAUACAUAGCUUGUAGGCGAAGACACCCUAGGCUAAGCAUAACUGUAAAUAUGAUAAUGUAGAAAGAAGUGACUUGUUAAUGAAAAGUAUGCAAAUUGUGGCAACGCAAGCGGUAGAGCAGCGAGCAAAUCAUGAAACUGGUGCUGUACUACGAGUAUGCCAUGUGGUCCUAUGCUGUUCGGUACCAGGCUAUACGGUAUUAUUCUAUGAAUUACCAUCUUAUGCGAUGCUAUGCCAUGCCAUGCGCUGCGUUGGGUUGCCGAGUGUAUAAAUAUGUUUCAAAUAUGACUUUGUUAGUUAUAUUUAGCUUAGCAAUAAUGUGUUAGUAAAUUCGUUUUAAGUUUAGAUUUAUCAUAGAUAGGCUGAGAUUGAAACUCUUAUUAUUUGUUGUACUCCUACAGAAGACUUUUAAGCAAACACACUCAUCAAUAAUGCGCACACAAUAAUUUAAAACACAUAACUAGCAUUAGGUCGAUGCUAAAUAUGAAUGAAUAGAAUAUAAGUUUGAAUUUCGAAAGAUGUAAGAUAUAAUCACUUCUGAAGUAAUUAUGUGGCUUAUAUGAAAAUUUAGUAUAUAGUAAAUAAUUUGUUUAGAUAUUUUAUAGUUUCAUAUAUAUUUAGUGUAAAUUUUACAUAUCUUGCCUUUAUAUUACACUGUUCUUUGCGUAUUUGUAAAAAAAUUAGGUUAUAUUUACGAAAACUAAA
Molecule: messenger RNA, 9058 nt
Organism: Zeugodacus cucurbitae (melon fly)
Lineage: Eukaryota; Metazoa; Arthropoda; Insecta; Diptera; Tephritidae
Exons: 14
Coding region: 1858-8214 (2118 amino acids)
Cellular component (GO): extracellular matrix
Molecular function (GO): protein binding
Source: RefSeq, a predicted model, not a curated record